AUGACUUCGACCUACGCCGUCCCAGCCUCGUUCCACGACGAGCAGGCGAACGAACCCCGCAACCCCUCCCCGCCGACAGGAGGCAAUCAGCGCCGAUUGACUGCCACCUCCUCGUUUGACCCGAAUCACCUCUCGCCCGCGUCGCAACUCCAGAGCAGCUCCGUGUCGCCCAACUACAACGACACCCCGGCCGAGUCCAUCUCAACCUCCUACAGCCAGUACCACAGCGACUACACCAGUGACAUGGAUGACUCCCUCGACCCCUUUUUUGGCGUCGACUUCAACGCAACAGAGCCCGGCACGCCAUCAUUCCUUGGCCCGGAGAGCAGGACCGACAGUUUCGGCCAGAACGCCAUCGCCCAGAGCUUCAGUGAGGCCCGGAAGCGCAACGGAACCCUGGAGGCCAACUCGUAUCCCUUCACCCCCGAACAGACUGCUUCGCUCCACACCACGUCCCCGGGGAGCGACCGCAGGACGAUUGCCAAGUCCGUGCCCGACCGCCUCCCAACUUCUAUCUCACCUCAGGAGCUCCAAAGACCUUUCCAGGCGCAGUCUUUCGCCCCCUACGCGGUGCAGCAGCCCACCCUUCAGCCGACGCCCGACCCCAGCGGCAGCGGCCGUUCCAGCGAGGACGGGGCCGUGCCGUCCCCGGCCAUGGCCGCCGCCCAGAGCCCGCGAGUCACCGUCUCCAUGUGGGGCAAGGACGACGCCGAGCCUGUGCAGUCGAUCGAGCGCACCUUCACCCCGGACGACGAGAACUCGUCGACGGCGCGCGGCGGCGGCAUCAGCUCUGCAGGGGACCUGAUUUCUUCGCAGGAACAUGCGCCAUCCCGGCGCUCAUCUUUCAGCCGCCGGGGCCUGGAUCCCGACAACAGGCCGUCGAUCGAGGUCGACAGUGUCAAUGAGAUGGUGAGGGGCCGCCAGAUUAAUGAAAAGAACCAGGAGGUCGACCACUGGCUCAACAAGUCCAUCGCUCCGCCUCCGCCUCAGGAGACCGUGCAGGCCAGUCCCAAAGACGUGGCCGAGGAUGAACGUCUGAACAGGCCCAUUGACCUCGGUGACCAGACCGAGAAUCGCCAGCAGUCAGGACAGACCUACUUUACCGGUGGAGGCGGCGAGAUGACAGCCACAGACUUGCACAUAAUGCGCCAAAAUAGAGUCUGGGGCGACGCGCCGACAAUUCAACAGAUUAGCGGACCAAGCACGGAUAGGUAUCAACCAGAAUCGUCACAAGCCGCCAUCGCCCGCUUCAACAGGAUGUGCAUGGACAAUGAGUCCAUCGUCUCUAAGGCAGCUACAUGGGGCACCCGCCGCCGAAACUCACUGCCUAGUCUACACGACGUGGACACCGAGAAUGUCACCAGUGGCAGCUUAUUGAAGAAGUUGUCCAUCAGCAGGGGCGAGGGCGGCCGGAGACCGAGCAUCCUGAAAGAGCUGCGCGGCAUUGUUCGCCGACCGAGCGCCACGUUCAAACGGUCGAGGAGCAUCCACGAGGACGAGCCCGCCAGAGCUGAGGCGUCGCCUACGGAGAAACGGGACAGCUUGCCUAGCCUCAUGCCAGGCCGCACCGGCAGCUGGGGCACCAAGAAGGCGCCGACACCAAGCAUCAACACCGCCCUGAUCUCCAUGGGCGGCACCGUGGCCUCCAUCGGGACGACCCACGCCAGGACCGGCUCGAUCACUGCCACGCCAAUCACGUCGCCCAAGAGCCCCUUUGGCGGACUGCAGGUCAGGAAUACUCUGCGACGACCAAGGAGCAAGUCCGACCUGCCCAAGGGAAGCAGUGGCAGUGGCGAGACACACUCCAACCUCGUGGGCAUGUGGAGGAAGACGGGCGGUCCGCCAGUGGCCAACCUCGCAAAGACUUCAUCCACCAACCUCGACCUGGAUGAUGACGAUGACGACGACGACGAGUUUGAGGAGGGCGAGGCCAACUCCGAGUCUGGCAAGCUGAUUGACAGCAUCACGCCGAACUUUGCAGGAUUUCAGCAGCACAUUCUGAGUCUGAAUCCGGACCUGGCUGACAACCACAACUUCCUCGUCGACCGAAUUGCCCACCAGCAGGUCGUUCGGUACAAGACGCUCCUCAACGCCAAGGUCAAGCACCUCGUCAUCGGGGCAGCCUGCACGAGCGGCAAUCUCUGCCAGGCCCGUGGCGGCCGCCCCGUCCUCCUCGAUCAGCGUGGUGACCUCCGCGAGCUCGACCCGUUGUCGACCGGGCUUGACUCGGGAGACGGGGAUUCGACACCCAUCGAGGGUGCUAUCACCAAAGAUAGCUUCCCCCAGGACAUCCCCAUGCCGCCCACCCAGUCUCUGCCGGCUGAAUUCGAAUGUCAACUGUGCUUUGCGCUAAAGAAACCAAAGAAGCCGUCUGACUGGACCAAGCACGUCCACGAAGACGUGCAGCCAUUCACCUGCACCUGGGACAGAUGCAGAGACCCCAAGAUCUUCAAGCGCAAGGCCGACUGGGUGCGCCACGAGAACGAGGGGCACCGCCACCUAGAAUGGUGGACCUGCGACGUCGAGGACUGCCGCCAUACCUGCUACCGCCGCGACAACUUUUUGCAGCAUCUCGUCCGUGAACACAAGUUCACCGAGCCCAAGAACAAGACAAAGGCGGCCAUCAAGCGGGCCGGUGGCAUGGACCCGACCUGGCAGAAGGUGGAGCAGUGUCGCCAUGAAACGACCAAGAAGCCCCAGGAGGAGCCGUGCCGGUUCUGCGGGAAGCAGUUCCCGUCGUGGAAGAAGCUCACGGUUCACCUGGCCAAGCACAUGGAGCACAUCAGCCUGCCCAUCCUCCGGCUUGUUGCGGCCAAGGAGCUGGAGCCGGACACGAUCAUCAGCCCCGUGCAAGAUCCGCCCCCGAGGACCAUCUUCCCAGACCCCUUGAGCGCCACGUCGGCCGUCAAGACCGAGCCGUCUCAGCCGCAGGGCUUCAUGGACCCGUACCAGCAAAACAUGAUGCCAAACAGCGGGUUCCAGUCCAUGGAUCAGUUUAGCUACGCGACGGGCAACGCCGGCAACUCUUUUGACUACAUGUAUGGGACACAGUACACGAACAAUGGCCAGUCGAUGGGCGGCCACAACAUGCUGGGUGUCAACCAACCCGUCAACCGCGGGUUCAACCAGCAAUACCAGAACGCCAACAACAUGGGCAUCUCUGGUCACUUUACGGGUGCACAGCAGUUUGGGUCGAUGGACACUGAGCCCUUCCCCUCCCUGGAUCAGAAUGCCUUGGGACUACAGCAGCCCUCGCAAAUGAGCUCCCAGAUGACCUACGAUGGGCUCAUGGGACAAAACAGCAUCAACAAGAACCAGUACGGCUCUCAGGGGUCGAUUUCACCGUACUCACACUCGCCCCUCCAAGGCGGCGGCGGUUUCUAUCCCCCCCAGUGA
Molecule: messenger RNA, 3396 nt
Organism: Colletotrichum siamense
Lineage: Eukaryota; Fungi; Ascomycota; Sordariomycetes; Glomerellales; Glomerellaceae
Exons: 1
Coding region: 1-3396 (1131 amino acids)
Source: RefSeq, a predicted model, not a curated record